Molecule: messenger RNA, 1809 nt
Organism: Brienomyrus brachyistius
Lineage: Eukaryota; Metazoa; Chordata; Actinopteri; Osteoglossiformes; Mormyridae
Gene: ddb2
Product: damage-specific DNA binding protein 2
Exons: 11
Coding region: 161-1633 (490 amino acids)
Biological process (GO): response to UV; DNA repair
Cellular component (GO): nucleus; Cul4-RING E3 ubiquitin ligase complex
Molecular function (GO): protein binding; damaged DNA binding
Source: RefSeq, a predicted model, not a curated record
CAUGGGAUUGGUUUCGUUUGGGAAGGAUGCAGCCGGGUGCAUCCUUGACAUUUGGGGCGGGGCAAGUAUUGGAACUGAUUUUGGGCAAUAGAAGAUGACGUAGAAAAACAAGAACACAAGUACGGUCAAGUACGGCGAAGUGAAUGUAAGCAGUGUGAAAAUGGCGAAGAAUUGUGUGAAUGGUGCAACUUUACGUGAUGGAAAUCAGAAUAAGAAGCCAGUCGUUCAUAAUGGCAGAAAACGAAAAGAAGAAGCAUCGGAGGUAACACUUUCUAAAAAGUUGAGAAGGAAGAAAGAGGGGACUACCUCAGGGAAAACAGAAUGCAACCUACAAGAAGAGAACAGCUCGGGGAUUAAAAAAUACAAGCAUUCCAGUAUUGUGCAUUAUAUAUACAGGAGUACUCUGGGACAGAAUAUCUACUCACAAAUGCGACAGUGUCUCCAGGAACCUUUCUUACACUCUCUAAGCUCUUAUCACAUCGUCCAAACAGCAAGCCCCUUCGACCGAAGAAUCACCUGUCUGGAAUGGCACCCCAACCAACCCAGCACCUUAGUCGUGGCCUCCAAGGGAGGAGACAUCAUCUUGGGGGAUUAUAGGUUUCAGAAGAUGUCUUGCAUUAUUGAAGGGAUGGGAGCUGGAGGUUCCAUCACAGACAUGAAGUUCAACCCUUUUAAUCCCAACCAACUGUUUACUUCAACUGUUGCGGGAACCACCUCCCUUCAGGAUCUACGUGGGAGUACCAUCAGAGUAUAUGCCAGCCCUGAAACAUGGAACUGCUGGUACUGUAGCGUGGAUGUGUCUCACAGCCGACAGGUGGUAGCGACUGGUGAUAACGUAGGACGAAUUUUACUUCUCGAUAUCAAUGGCCAAGAGCUGUGGAAUCAGAAGCUUCAUAAAGCCAAAGUAACUCAUGUGGAAUUCAGCCCAUGCUGUGACUGGCUGUUGGCCACAGCAUCUGUGGACCACACAGUUAAGCUCUGGGAUCUAAGGAACAUCAAGGACAAGAGCAGCUUCCUGUAUAACAUGCCCCAUGACAAGGCUGUCAAUUCUGCUUGCUUCAACCCCUCUGAUGGCUCCAAGCUGCUCACCACCGACCAGUACGACCAGAUUCGGGUCUACGACUCGUGCAACUGGUCCAAGCCGCAGACUGUCAUCUCCCACCCACACAGACAGUUUCAGCACCUCACGCCCAUCAAGGCCACCUGGCACCCCCUCUAUGAUCUUAUCGUGGCUGGGCGAUACCCGGACGAGCGCGUCUGCCCUGGCGAGCUGAGGACCAUUGAUAUCUUCACUCCCAGCUCUGGGACACUAGUCUGCCAACUGAACGACCCCAGUGCACCUGGCAUCAUAUCUAUUAACAAAUUCAACUCCAUGGGUAACGUGCUGGGCUCAGGAAUGGGCUUUCAUAUCCUUAUCUGGGAGGAGGAGAUGAGCUGUGAGGAAUACGGAUGCGUGAACGCAGGUGAUGACCCAGGCCCAGGCGACAGCCAGUCAAGGACCCGGUCUGGGCAUCGGCAACGGCAUAGUGGGGACUCAUUUGGAAAGGCAGACAAAGCUAAGCUGGAGUCACAGAGGUCCAAGAGUAAAACCACAGCUAAAGAUAGAUGCCAUCAGAAAGCAAGGAGGAAAUGAUCAGGGGUGCCUGUUAAAUACUUCUGUUACAUACAGCUACGAAGCUUUAGGCUACACAAACGCUAUCUGCAGACCAUUAAUGUGGGCAACAUGCAAUGUUUCAUGUAUGUUAAGUUUACAUUUUUCCACAUUUUGUAUUAUCUGAAUGCCAAGAAUAUUUUGUUUGACAAAUUGAA